UUUCGUUCUCCCUGCGAAUAGGCUUUGUUUGAAAGAAGACGCGACCCUGUCACUUGCUUUGUGUAUCAUCGUCGUCGUAUCCCUCACUCCACCGUGUUAGGGUUUCCAUCCACCAACUCAAACUCAAUUUCUUGCUUGUGUUAUCUGUGGUAGUUGAAUCUGUUGAAGUAGAAGAUGACUCAAGACGUAGACAUGAAAGAUCACCCAGCACCUUCUCAUUCCAUUUCUUCAGCUAUUCCAUCCACAUUGCAAAAUUUGAAAGAAAUAGCAUCAAUCAUUGAAACCGGUUCAAAUUCCAAGGAAGUUCGCAGAAUUUCUCGUGCCGUGCGCCUUACGAUGGCGUUGAGGCCCAAACUAACAGCGCCAAUUCUCUCAUCUUUCAUCACUCACGUUCUUCCUUUUGCUUCUGAGCCUCAUUCUAGGUUAUCUUCUUAUCUUCCCAAUCCCAAGGAUGAUGGUAAUGAGAUGGAAGUGGACACUGCAACAUCUGUAGCUAUUCAAACCCCACCCAAGCACUUGUUGCCUGAGCUAGAAAUCUAUUGUUAUUUCCUUGUGCUUCUUUUUCUGAUUGAUCAGAAACGUUACAAUGAGGCCAAAGCUUGUUCCUCAGCUAGCAUUGAUCGGCUCAAAAACCUGAAUAGAAGAACUGUUGAUGUUAUUGCUUCGAGACUGUUCUUUUAUUAUUCAUAUAGCUAUGAGCUUACUGGAGAUCUUGCUGAAAUUCGAGGCAACCUCUUUCAGUUGCACCGGAUUGCUACCCUGCGCCAUGAUGAGCUUGGUCAGGAAACACUUCUUAAUCUGUUACUUCGUAACUACCUCCACUACAACCUAUAUGAUCAGGCAGAAAAGUUGAGGUCUAAAGCUCCACGAUUUGAGGCACAUUCAAACCAGCAGUUCUGUCGCUAUCUCUUCUACCUUGGGAAAAUUCGGACCAUUCAGUUGGAGUAUACCGAUGCAAAAGAGUCUCUUCUGCAGGCUGCUCGUAAAGCACCGGUUGCCGCUCAGGGUUUUCGGAUUCAGUGUAACAAGUGGGCGAUUAUAGUGCGUUUACUGUUGGGAGAAAUUCCUGAGAGGACUAUCUUCGUGCAGAAAGGAAUGGAGAAAGCUUUGAGGCCUUACUUUGAACUUACUAAUGCUGUCCGGAUUGGUGAUUUAGAGCUGUUUAGGAAUGUUGCAGAUAAGUAUGCUACCACUUUCAAUACAGAUGGAACCAAUAACUUAAUCGUUCGAUUGCGUCAUAAUGUCAUCCGGACUGGUUUGCGCAACAUCAGUAUAUCAUAUUCUCGCAUCUCCCUGGCUGAUGUAGCUCAGAAGUUGAGGUUGAGCUCCGCAAAUCCCAUUGCUGAUGCCGAAUGCAUUAUAUCAAAGGCUAUCCGUGAUGGGGCAAUUGAUGCAACAUUGGAUCAUACUAAUAAAUGGAUGGUGUCUAAGGAAACUGGAGAUAUCUACUCUACAAAUGAGCCUCAGUUGGCCUUUAAUUCUCGGAUUGCCUUUUGUCUUAACAUGCACAAUGAGGCUGUUCAAGCACUGCGUUUUCCAAAAAACACUCACAAGGAAAAGGAAAUUGCUGAGAAGCGUAGAGAGAGGCAACAACAAGAGCAAGAACUGGCAAAACAUAUUGAAGAGGAAGAUGAUGACGAUGACUUCUGAUGAUGAUUAUAUUCGUAUUAUCUUACCAAUUCCUGUCAGGAUCUCUCCAUUUCCUACAUUUUCGUAUGUUUAUCCUUUGGAGAACUUCCAUUAAUACCACCUUUUCAAAACGUGGUUAUACUUUUUAGGUGGAAGACUCUGGAUAUACUUCAAUAUUCACUGUUUAUUUCCAAUCAUGGUUUGUUUCCUUGUUCGGAGAAUAAUCUUAGUUUCUGAAAAAAUCAAUCAAUUAUUUAGGACCAUAUCAAUGAUUUAGUUGUAAAAUUUUACUGUGGAAAAAAAUUUACUCAUUGGCCAAAAAAUUUGAAGUACUUGAGAUGAA
Molecule: messenger RNA, 1972 nt
Organism: Cicer arietinum (chickpea)
Lineage: Eukaryota; Viridiplantae; Streptophyta; Magnoliopsida; Fabales; Fabaceae
Product: probable 26S proteasome non-ATPase regulatory subunit 3
Biological process (GO): regulation of protein catabolic process; ubiquitin-dependent protein catabolic process
Cellular component (GO): proteasome regulatory particle, lid subcomplex; proteasome complex
Molecular function (GO): enzyme regulator activity
Source: RefSeq, a predicted model, not a curated record